GGCGAAGAGCUGUACACAAACACAGUGCUGAAACAACAACAACAACACACAUCUAAAAGCCCAGGCUAGAGAUGGGAUAGCAUGCAAGAUUUACACUCAGAUUGCCUAUACCAAGCUAAUUAGAAGACAAACAUGUAUUUCACUUCAAUUGACCACACAAUAAAAAAAACGUCUACAAUUAUAUACCCUUCGGUAUUUUCCGUAAAGGAGGACAUUCUACUCUGGCGCUUUGCGGAAACAUCGAAUGCGGAAGAAAUUGUAUUGAGUUGCAUCGGCGCAGCCCAUCAAGACCGAUAGACAGUGAAGCACAGAAGAUAGACAGUGUUUAUCACUAUCGGAUGGACUGGCCCAUGGAUCUGCUCCCAUUGCCCCCCUGUGCUGAGCUGGGGAUCCGUCCUCUGAGUGGGCUCCUGUGGACCCUGCUGCUCCUCUUCCUAUGGUAUUGUUACAGGGUGGGCUCCGACCCGCCAGCCCCAGGCAGAGCCAUCCCAGGAAAGCACAAGUCCGGCUCCAGACGCUCUGUGUUGUCCCGCGCCGGCAGCUGUGCCGGAGCAGAGUGCAGUGCCACAUCAAAGGUGACCACUGAUGGUCGGGGGACUCCCUGCAUCACCAUGGAGAUGGGAGAUGGGGGAGGAGGAGCAGGGGCGAGGCUACCUGACCCCUGUGCUGAGCCAUGCCCUGUUCCCAGCCCAGGCCACAGCGAGUGGCAGGAAGCUUUAUGCAGCACUGCAGGAGUAUGCAAAGCGCUACAGCUGGGCUGGCAUGGGACGCGUUCAUAAAGGACUCCGGGAUCAGGCCACAUUAAAUGAUCGCUCCUCCAUCCAAAAGCCUCAUCUCUUCUUCCUCCCAGAUGUCCCCAGCAUUCCUUUUUUCCCACGUGACGCCCAUCGACAUGACAUUGAGGUCUUGGAGGCCAACUAUCCUGUAAUCCUUGCAGAGUUCCAGGCGGUCUACCAGAGAGGCAUGGAUCCAAAGAUGGGCUGGACCGGCCUGGGACCUAAGGGCCAAGCCGUGUUCCCCUUGUACAACGCAGGCGUGUGUGUAGCAGGGAACUGGCGCUCCUGUCCCUGCACCUACCGCACUCUUCUCACCUUGCGCACCUUCAUAAGAGUGCAGAUCCCACCUCAGUGUGAGCUGGUGGUGGGAGGAGAGCCUCAAUGCUGGUCAGAGGGACACUGCCUCCUGGUGGAUGACUCCUUCCUGCACACUGUCUCCCACAAUGCAUUCUUUAGAGGGCUUGGUGUGUCUGAUGGUGACUUCCUCUCCCGGGUGCCCGUACCUCGGCUGAGGGACGUGAAGAUGGAUUGGAUCAUUGGUCGCGUCGAAUGUCUUCCGGCUCCUGUGCGCUCUGUGGCCGGUUAUGGUCCAAAGUAG
Coregonus clupeaformis (lake whitefish) is the source of this 1374-nucleotide messenger RNA. Its product is annotated as aspartate beta-hydroxylase domain-containing protein 2-like. Lineage: Eukaryota; Metazoa; Chordata; Actinopteri; Salmoniformes; Salmonidae. The record is from RefSeq and is a predicted model, not a curated record. The transcript is spliced from 6 exons. Bases 586 to 1374 code for a protein of 262 amino acids.